This is a messenger RNA of Zymoseptoria tritici IPO323, 2785 nucleotides long. RefSeq lists its product as uncharacterized. The transcript is spliced from 3 exons. Gene Ontology annotation, cellular component: nucleus; RISC complex; cytosol. Bases 125 to 2785 code for a protein of 886 amino acids. The record is from RefSeq and is a predicted model, not a curated record. Lineage: Eukaryota; Fungi; Ascomycota; Dothideomycetes; Mycosphaerellales; Mycosphaerellaceae. Gene Ontology annotation, molecular function: RNA binding; nuclease activity. Gene Ontology annotation, biological process: regulatory ncRNA-mediated gene silencing; mRNA catabolic process.
AUUACCUCAUUCACCUUCACUAUCACACAGAAUUCUCUUUUGGACGCAUUGUACGCACUAUUGACGAUUCGAUUAUUGGAAGUUGAGAACCUGACGAAAGCAAAGACAUCACUAAACCGCUAUCAUGUCGGCACAACAGGAGGGCAAAGUGAAGAGCGUGCUUUCGGGCGAUACUUUAGUUCUCACGAACAAGGCGAAGCAAGAACGCACCAUUAGCUUGGCCUUCAUCAACGCACCGCGCCUCCAAUCCGAUGAACCUGGCUCAUUCGAAUCCCGCGACUUCCUCCGAAAGCUCUGCGUGGGUAAAGUGAUCCGCUUCACCAUCAUCUACUCGAUCCCGCAAAAGACCGGCGGUGCGUCACGCGACUAUGGCGUUGUGCAGCUCCCCGACGGCAAGUCGCUCCCCGACUUGGUUGUUCAGGAAGGCCAUGCCCGACUACGAGACGACGCCGACCGCAAAGCUGAAGCACCGCCCGCCGCCGAGCUACUCGAACGACUCCAAGCCCUCGAGGCACAUGCAAAAGCAGAUGAGAAGGGAGUGUGGGCAGCCAAGCAGACAAUCGUGCAGAACAUUCGCGAGCUCUCCGACCCAAAGGCUUUCGUGGAGGAGAACAAGGACAAGUCAAUUGACUCGGUUGUGGAGCGUGUGCUCAGCGGAGACCGCUUGAUUAUUCGCCUCAUGGUCUCGCCUACGAAGCACGUUCAAACGACUGUUCUUGUUGCUGGCCUACGCGCACCGACAACGGCACGCACAAACCCUUCGGAUGGCACUACUCAAGCUGCUGAACCGUGGGGCAACGAGUCGCAAGCUUUCGUCGAGGAGCGACUCUUGCAGCGAGGAGUGCAGGUACGAUUGCUCGGAGUGUCGCCCAACAACAUUCUGGUCGGCGAGGUACGGCAUCCAGUCGGCAACAUUGGCGAGUUCCUGCUCAAAGAAGGUCUCGCACGAUGCGUGGACCACCACUCGACAUGGCUCGGCGCGGAAAUGGGCAAGCUUCGACAAGCAGAGCGUCAUGCGAAGGAGAACAAGCUUGGCCUAUACAGAGGACAUGUUGCUCAACGUGCUGGAGGUAGCGAACUUGAGGCAACUGUGAGCAGAGUAUUUUCUGCCGACACGCUCUUCAUUCGCAACAAAGCAGGAGCCGAGAAGCGCAUCAACUUGAGCAGCGUCCGUCAACCCAAGCCAACCGAUCCGAAACAAUCACCUUUUGGUGCAGCAGCGAAGGAGUUCCUUCGUAAGCGACUCAUCGGAAAGCACGUCAAGGUCACUACCGAUGGCAAGCGUCCAGCGACGGAAGGCUACGAUGAGCGAGAAAUGGCUACUGUUACGCAGAACGGUAAGAACGUUGCGCUCAUGCUUGUGGAGGAUGGUUACGCAUCUGUGAUUCGCCAUCGGAUGGACGACACCGACCGCAGUCCUAUCUACGACGAGCUUUUAGCAGCCGAGGAGGCAGCACAGAAGGAUGGCAAGGGCAUGUGGAGUCCUAAGCCACCCAAGCAGCAAUCCUAUGUUGAUUACAGCGAGAGUCUCGAGAAGGCGAAGCGCCAGCUCACAUUACUCUCUCGAUCGAAGAAGGUCCCUGCUGUUGUCGACUUCUGCAAGUCGGGCAGCCGGUUCACUGUACUCAUUCCUCGCGACGGCGCAAAGCUCACUUUCGUUCUCGGUGGCAUCCGCGCUCCGCGAAGUGCUCGCGGACCUCAGGACACUGGCGAGCCGUUCGGACAGGAAGCACAUGACUUCGCAGUCAAGCGCUGCAUGCAGCGGGAUGUCGAGAUCGAUGUUGACGAUACUGAUAAGCAGGGUGGUUUCAUCGGCACCCUGUUCGUCAACCGCGAGAACUUUGCGAAAGCGCUUGUCGAAGAAGGAUUUGCAUCCGUUCACGCCUACAGUGCUGAGAAGUCUGGAAAUGGCGCAGAACUCUUCGCUGCUGAGCAAAAAGCAAAAGAGGCGAGACGUGGCAUGUGGCACGACUGGGAUCCUUCCCAGGAGGCCACGGAGGCAGCCGACGAUUUCGACCACGCCAGCGGCGCAAAUGGAACCAACGGCGAUGGACCUCUCCCACCACGCGAGCGGAACUACAAGGAUGUCACUGUCACUUAUGUCGAUCCAACGAACGCCCGUCUGAAGCUACAAAUGCUCGGAUCCGGCCAGUCGAAUCUCCAAUCGUUGAUGAAGGAGCUCGCGUCCUUCCACAUCUCCCCUGGCAAUGGACAGAAACUCCCACAGCCACCCAAAGCCGGCGAUAUCGUCUCCGCUAAAUUCUCCGCCGAUGGCGUAUGGUACCGUGCUCGCGUCCGUCGCAACGAUCGUGAGAACAAGACUUCUGAAGUCGUCUACAUCGACUACGGAAAUGCAGAGACUCAAAAGUGGGAUGAUCUCCGCCCUCUCGAUCAAGCCAAAUUCGGCCAGCAGCGCUUGAAGCCACAAGCCGUCGAUGCCGCCCUCUCUUUCCUUCAGUUUCCCACCGCGGCCGACUACCUCUCCGACUCCGUCGGCGCGCUUUACGAGAUGACCGAGGGCCGCGAGCUGGUCGCCAACAUCGACUACACGGACUCGAGGGAUAACAACUUGCUCUGGGUGACGCUCAUGGACCCUAAAGCUGCGAGCGUCAAUCAGAGCGUGAACGCAGAUAUUGCGAGCGAGGGCCUGGCGAUGGUGGCGAGAAAGCUGAGACCUUUCGAGCGUGCGGCGCCGGAGAUUCUGCAGGAUCUGAAGAAGCGGGAGGCGGAUGCCAAGGCGCAGAGGUUGGGUAUGUGGGAGUACGGUGAUCUCACUGAGGACUAA